GUUAUGGUCCUGAUUAUUUAAACGCAUAAUCACUCUUCCAGCCCUGCCCUGGUAUCCACGAAAGUACAGUGAAAGAAGAAGGUGAGGAGAAGAGAGAUAGCAAGGAUGAUGUUAGCUGAGUCCCCGGAAACUGGCGGCAGCAGGAAGAAGUCUUUGUCCCUGCUGGAGGCAGCCAGAUCCCGGUAUGAGAGCCUGCAGAUAUCUGACGAUCUAUUUGGCGAGUCAGGAGACGACAGUAGUGGCAACCCCUUCUACAGUACAUCUCCUGACUCCCGGUCUUCAGCUACUGGUGGCUCCUCUGAUGUGGACUACGAAGAUGGGAGAUGUAAGAAAGAGACGACAACUCAUGACGAGGUCUCAGGCCAGAGAGAGACGGCGGAGGUGUGUGAGCAGGAGACCGGCUUUGCCUCCAGGCCGAGGUCAGGGGAUUUAAAAGAAGGCAGGCACGGUACAUCGCAAGGCAGAAGCCGUGGGAGAAGGAAGGAUACAAAUGAUGAGAAUAUGAUGGCAAGGGAAACGCCUGAAGGUACCAUCCCAGGUGAAGGGAAAAGAGAAAAUCCGUGUCAAGGGCUAUGCAAGGGUGGACAGCACGGGCCCAGUGAUAACCCAAAAGAGGAGGACGGCUGGACCCACACCCUUCAAGAUGUGCCCACCCCCAGCUUCAAGGAGAUCACUGGACCCACACGAAAAAUGCCAACAAAUUCCAGCGUAUUGGACUUUUUUCAGCAAUUUGUUCCUGACAACGUAAUAAAAAACAUGGUGACGCAAACCAAUAUGUAUGCCAAAAAAUACCAGGAACGGUUUGGGAUUGAUGAUAGCUGGGUAGAUGUAUCUCUUGCGGAAAUGAAAUCGUUCCUGGGCUACAUGAUAUCAACCAGCAAUCAACAUUGUGAGUCUGUUCUCAGCAUAUGGAGUGGUGGUUUUUACAGUAACAAAACUAUAUCACUUAUAAUGACACAAUCAAGAUUUGAGAAAAUCCUCAAGUACUUCCACAUUGUGGCCUUUCGCUCCAGUCAGACAACUCAUGGCCUCUACAAGAUUAAACCCUUUCUUGACUCUCUUCAGAGUGGUUUUGACUCAUCUUUCCGGCCUUCACAAACCCAGGUGCUGCAUGAACCGUUAAUUGAUGAAGAUCCGGUCUUCAUUGCUACCUGCACAGAACGGGAGCUCCGUAAAAGGAAAAAAAGAAAAUUCAGUCUGUGGGUAAGACAGUGUUCUUCUACAGGAUUCAUUUGUCAGAUUUACGUCCAUUUAAAAGAAGGAAGUGGCACAGAUGGCCUUGAUACAUUGAAGAAUAAACCUCAACUACACAGCAUGGUCGCCAAAAGCUUAUGCCAGAACAUGUCUGGAAAAAACUACAUUAUUUUCACUGGACCCAGCAUCACUAGCCUGAAUCUAUUUGAAGAGUUUGAAAAGCAAGAUAUUUAUUGUUGCGGAUUGUUGAGUUCUCGUAAAAGUGAUUGCACCGGCCUACCCCAGUCAAUGUUGAGUAAUACAGAAGUUCCACAAUCUCGGGGACAUUAUGGAAUAAGAAUGAAAGGCAAUAUGUCUCUAAUUUGCUGGUACAAUAGGGGACACUUUAGAUUUCUGACUAACGCCUACUCUCCUGUUCAACAAGGAGUUAUCAUUAAAAGAAAGAGUGGUGAAAUUCCUUGUCCUUUGGCAGUAGAAGCAUUUGCUGCCCACCUCAGUUAUAUCUGUAAAUAUGAUGAUAAAUACAGCAAGUAUUUUAUUUCUCACAAACCAAACAAAACGUGGCAGCAAGUGUUCUGGUUUACCAUCAGCAUUGCUAUUAACAACGCUUACAUCCUCUACAAAAUGUCUGAUACUUAUCAUGUAAAAAAAUAUAGCCGGGCUCAGUUUGGAGAUAGACUUGUACGAGAAUUACUUGGACUGGAGGACACGUCACCUUGCUAUUGAUUCCAAACUUGUCUUCCAUCUCACAACGGGUGCAGAGAAGAAUAUGAGACUACAUUCUAGAUUAUCAUUCAGGGAUCUUGAAAUCAUUUACAGAAUUAUAUGUUUUAAGACCAGUAAGUUAAAAGGAUGUGUCUGAGGCAUGGAAAGGAAAGCACUUGCUACUAUAAUUCUCUAAACAAUACUUAAAAUGACAUAGAGAUAUACAAAUUCAUCAAUCUUUUUUUCUUCUUCACAAAAAUAAAACAUCUGCUGUUUUCAUAGUCUUCACAUAUUGGUGAAUAUGAUGGUGAUAAUGCAAAAUUGUACUGUGGCACACACAAUUACCCAUAAUGCUUAAUGGUUUACUACUUUACUGUCAAGUUUCACAUUAUUCGUUUAAGUUUCAAUUUUCUAUUUCUUUGCAAAAUCAGGAAGAGGUUUUUUUUUUUUAAUGACGCAUCUGCUUUGAAUUAUACAAAUUUUAAAAAAACUUAGGCCUAGAUUUAGAGUUCGGCGGUAGCCGUCAAAACCAGCGUUAGAGGCUCCUAACGCUGGUUUUAGGCUACCGCCGGUAUUUGGAGUCAGUGAUUAAAGGGUCUAACGCUCACUUUACAGCCGCGACUUUUCCAUACCGCAGAUCCCCCUACGCCAUUUGCGUAGCCUAUCUUUUCAAUGGGAUCUUUCUAACGCUGGUAUUUAGAGUCGUUUCUGCAGUGAGCGUUAGAGCUCUAACGACAAAAUUCCAGCCGCCUGAAAAUAGCAGGAGUUAAGAGCUUUCUGGCUAACGCCGGUUUAUAAAUCUCUUAACUACUGUACCCUAAAGUACACUAACACCCAUAAACUACCUAUGUACCCCUAAACCGAGCUCCCCCCACAUUGCCGCCACUCGAUUAAAAAUUUUAACCCCUAAUCUGCCGACCGCCACCUACGUUAUACUUAUGUACCCCUAAUCUGCUGCCCCUAACCCCGCCGACCCCUAUAUUACAUUUAUUAACCCCUAAUCUGCCCCCCACAACAUCGCCGCCAGCUACUUAAAAUAAUUAACCCCUAAUCUUCCGACCGCAAAGCGCCGCCACCUACGUUAUCCCUAUGUACCCCUA
Messenger RNA from Bombina bombina (fire-bellied toad), 2999 nucleotides. It is a transcript of the gene PGBD5, whose product is annotated as piggyBac transposable element derived 5. NCBI's taxonomy places the organism in Eukaryota, Metazoa, Chordata, Amphibia, Anura, Bombinatoridae. The record is from RefSeq and is a predicted model, not a curated record. The transcript has 7 exons. Gene Ontology annotation, molecular function: transposase activity. Gene Ontology annotation, biological process: non-replicative DNA transposition. Gene Ontology annotation, cellular component: nucleus. Bases 106 to 1920 code for a protein of 604 amino acids.